Molecule: messenger RNA, 668 nt
Organism: Rubroshorea leprosula
Lineage: Eukaryota; Viridiplantae; Streptophyta; Magnoliopsida; Malvales; Dipterocarpaceae
Source: the annotation of a GenBank genome assembly
CAAUUACAUGGUAAAAUACUUAAAAAAAACAAACUUUGAAUGCAAAUGGGUAAAAUCACUAAAUUAGAUCAAGAAGUCAAGAACCCUAAGCCUUCUUCAGUUCUUCACUUCUUCUUCGACUCGUCUCCUCCGAUCUUCAUCUUGUCACCAUCGCCAAGGUCGUUCUCCCUCUCGAUCGGUCGAUCCUCAUACUUCUUUUGUUCUACAUCAGAUUUUCAUCUUCUCACCGAGGUCGUUCUCUCUCUGGAUCCUCUUCGACGUGAAAAAUUUUCUUCUCCAGUUCUCUUCAGAUUUUCCUCUUUCUCCCGAAGUCGUUCUUUCUCUGGAUCCUCUUCGACCGUUCGACCUGCAAUAUUUCUUCUCCGGUUCCCUUCAGAUUUUCCUCUUUCUCCCGAAGUCGUUCUCUCUCUGGAUCCUCUUCAACAGUUCGACCUGAAAUAUUUCUUCUCUGGUUCCCUUCAGGUACAGAACAGUGAAUCACUUUAAGCUUGCUACCUUGCUCUGCAUUUUGUUGCUUUAGUUUAGUAAAUUUCUUAUCUUUUUACUGCUUAUUUUGGAUUGGGUUUUGCUCUGCAUUUUGAUUUUUGAGUUUAUUUACAGAGUAUAUUUAUUUAUGUGAAAUUCAAUUUGAAUUUUGUUUUGUGAUGCUAUAAAUUAUUUUAUUGAUU